Messenger RNA from Centruroides sculpturatus (bark scorpion), 3612 nucleotides. RefSeq names its product limulus clotting factor C-like. The record is from RefSeq and is a predicted model, not a curated record. NCBI's taxonomy places the organism in Eukaryota, Metazoa, Arthropoda, Arachnida, Scorpiones, Buthidae. Gene Ontology annotation, biological process: proteolysis. The transcript is spliced from 21 exons. The coding region runs from base 355 to 3366 and encodes 1003 amino acids. Gene Ontology annotation, molecular function: serine-type endopeptidase activity.
AUCUCACGUCAUACGUCCAGGAACGGCCCUGUACGAAAGUACGAUGUGAGAUGUAAAAAAAGCUAAAAAUUCGAUUUCUCUUUAUAUAAACUUAUGUAAUUAUGGGUAUUAAAAGUUAAUAUCAAACGUUCUUGAAGAAGCUACCGUGAAUACAUUAAGAAACUGGUUUGUUUUUUCUAGUUGAUUUCAUUGAAAGACCUUGAUUUUGUGGACUUAUAUAGAAAUGACACACCAAAACAACAAGCUUGUAUUUUACAUUCAGAAUAAGUUUUGUAGUUUUACUGGAAACUUAGGCAAAGAUAAAUGAACAAUUAAAUUUGCGUCUGUUAAAUUAAACAACCUAUAUAAUCGAAAAUGGAUUUCAUUAAUUUGAUCGGUAUAUUUAUAUUUCAUCAAUUUGUGCAAGUAUCAGCUGAUUCAUCUAUCAUUGAUAAAUGUAGAGAUGUUGUAUUUACAUGUAACUGUGGAAAUCCAGGAUAUUCAUUUCAGGCAGCUUUUAAGCAAUGUCAUUACUGGAUUCCGAGAGAAGAGGCAUGUACAAAAUUUCAACAUUGUUUAGAAUGUGAUCCAGGUAGCAAUACCUGUGCCACUUGCCCGCCAAAUCGUUAUGGAAGAUAUUGCACUGGAACUUGUUCUUGCAAAAGCGGAGAAAGGUGCGAUAAAGAAACAGGAGAAUGCAUAUGUAAAAGUAGUAGUUGUGGUGGAGUUGCAAGUGUAGCAACAACAGAAGAUAAGUUUUGCCCUCGGAUAGAAAUUCUUCGUGGUAAAACAGAAUAUGUAAUAUCUGGAACAAGUGGACAAACUCCAGUGGGAUCUUUUCCAUCAAAUACAAUAAUUCGAUAUUCUUGUAAUUCAUUUUAUGAAUUAGAGGGAAGUUCUCAAAGAUUAUGUAAAUCGGAUGGUCAAUGGAGUGGAAUAGAUCCAAGAUGCAAACCAGAAUGUGGUAUUUCAGCUGAUAAAGUACCAUCUAUCAUAAAUGGUACAAAGGCAAGUUUAGGAGAAUGGCCUUGGCAAGUAGCACUCGCUUACACUGGAUCGGCUUUUAUAUUUUGUGGAGGAACAUUACUUUCAGAAAAAUGGAUAGUAACUGCAGCACAUUGCGUAACAAAAUCUAAUACUACAUCUGCCCAACCUAACUCCGCUUUUAAAGUAUUUUUUGGCAAGCUUUAUCGUCAUACGUCUGGCCAUACAGUUCAAGAAAGAGAUGUUGAAAGAUUAAUAAUUCAUGAAAGUUUUAACGCCGUUACACUUGACAGUGAUAUAGCUCUAAUGGAAGUGAAGCCGUUAAUAUUAACCCAAUUUGUUCGGCCUGUUUGUUUAACAACAAAUGGCAUCAGUCAAAGAAAUCUUGAAUAUGAAAGAAUAGGAAUAGUAACCGGUUGGGGCAAGGACGAAAAAGGAAAAAAUUCUGAUAUCCUUAAAGUCACAAAUUUAACUGUAAUAUCUAGAAGAAGUUGUAGAGAAUCUAAUAAUUUGGAAAUAACAGAAAAUAUGUUUUGUGCCGGUACACCAGGCGAUAGACCUACGACAGAUGCAUGUACCGGUGACAGUGGUGGACCAAUGGUAUUUCCAGUACAAAGUGAAGGAAGAAUGAGAUGGUAUUUAGAAGGUAUUAUUAGUUGGGGAGCUUCAGAAGGAUGUGCAACACCAAAUAGGUUUAGUGGUUUUACAAAGGUUUCUCAGUUUAUAGAUUGGAUUCAUUUAUAUAUAACGGAAGUAACCGGUUGGGGCAAGGACGAAAAAGGAAAAAAUUCUGAUAUCCUUAAAGUCACAAAUUUAACUGUAAUAUCUAGAAGAAGUUGUAGAGAAUCUAAUAAUUUGGAAAUAACAGAAAAUAUGUUUUGUGCCGGUACACCAGGCGAUAGACCUACGACAGAUGCAUGUACCGGUGACAGUGGUGGACCAAUGGUAUUUCCAGUACAAAGUGAAGGAAGAAUGAGAUGGUAUUUAGAAGGUAUUAUUAGUUGGGGAGCUUCAGAAGGAUGUGCAACACCAAAUAGAAUAAAGAACUGUUCCAUUAUUUUUAAAGGUAUUUUUGCAUUGAAUUUGUUGUUGAAAGUAUUUCCUCAAAUUUCACAGAUUGGUAAGUGUCGAAAAGUUAUAUAUACCUGUAAUUGUGGGAAUCCAGGAUAUUUUAUUCAAGCUGAAUUUGCUCGAUGCCAAUAUCCAAUCUCACGGGAACAUGCAUGUUCGAGAUUUCAGUUUUGUUCAGAGUGUGAUCCAGUUAACAGAUCGUGUAUUAUUUGUCCACCAAAUCGUUAUGGACGACUUUGUACAGGAACCUGUAACUGUAAAGAAGGAGAAAAAUGUAAUAGAGAUACUGGGGAGUGCAUUUGCAGAUCUUGUAAUACAAGUACAGAAGUGUCAAUAUUUAAUGAGAAAGUUUGUCCUCGAGAUGAUUCUGAAUUUUCUCAUGGUAGAAUACAAUACACAAUCUCUAGUACAACAAGUUUUUCUAAAAACGGUUACCCACCAAAUUCUAUAAUUCAUUAUUCUUGCAAUCAGUUCUAUAAGCUACAUGGAGUUUCUCAAAGAUUGUGUAUGGAAAAUGGUGAAUGGAGUGGAAUUCGACCAAGAUGCAAACCAGAAUGUGGUAUUUCACCUAAAAAAGUAUCAUUAAUUAUAAAUGGUGAAAAUACAAAGUUAGGAGAUUGGCCUUGGCAUGUUGCAAUUACCGAUCGUAGAUUUUUUAUAUUUUGCGGAGGAUCAUUAAUUUCAGAAGAAUGGGUUUUAACAGCAGCGCAUUGUUUGGUAGAGUCCAAUUCCGCACACCCACAACACAGAUCUUAUUUUAAAAUACUCUUUGGUAGACUUCAUCGUAAUGUUAAUAAUAACGAAGCUGAAGAAAGAGACGUUGAAAGAUUAAUAAUUCAUCCUGACUAUCAAUGGUUAACACAAGAUGCUGAUAUCGCUCUUAUUCAAGUUAAGCCCUUGACAUUAACUAAAUACAUUCGACCUGUUUGUUUGACCACAUCUGCUAUUAGUGAUCAUAAUAUUCAGCCUGGAAUAAAAGGAGUAGUUUCUGGUUGGGGCAGAGAUGAAACAGGGAGACCUUCAAAUGUCCUUAAACAAACAAAUUUAACUGUGAUAUCUAACCAUAUUUGUAAUUUAAAGAAUCACAUAAUUAUAACAAGAAAUAUGUUUUGUGCUGGUGUCACAGAUGGUGAGCGUUUAAGAGAUACAUGUCGCGGCGAUAGUGGUGGACCAAUGGUGUUUCAGUACGAAACUGAUGGAAUAAUUCGAUGGUUUCUGGAAGGUAUUGUAAGUUGGGGCACUAGCACGGGAUGUGCAACACCCAAUAAAUUUAGUGGUUUUACAAAAGUCUCAAACUUUAUAGUUUGGAUUAAUUUAUAUGCGUCAUUAUAAAUAUUUAUAGGAAUGUAUUUAGGAAAUGUGAAAUACUCAAAACAAAACAAAUGAAAUUCAAGAAAUUUUUAUAUUUUCGAUUAAAUAUUUGAGAUUUUAUAACUAUUUUUGAGAAUGUACUAGCAUGAAAUUUUUGUGAAGCAAUCUUCAAUGAUAUAAAGUACUGUAUAUAGUAAAAGUUCAUUAUAAAUUCUAUCAAAAUUCAAAUUUAUUAAUUAAUGAAUUCGCUAUGACAGUUUGCUGAAA